This is a messenger RNA of Balaenoptera musculus (blue whale), 829 nucleotides long. It is a transcript of the gene ALKBH7, whose product is annotated as alkB homolog 7. Gene Ontology annotation, cellular component: mitochondrial matrix. The transcript is spliced from 4 exons. Gene Ontology annotation, biological process: fatty acid metabolic process; DNA damage response. The record is from RefSeq and is a predicted model, not a curated record. NCBI's taxonomy places the organism in Eukaryota, Metazoa, Chordata, Mammalia, Artiodactyla, Balaenopteridae. Bases 95 to 760 code for a protein of 221 amino acids.
AUCGCUGGAGGGACUCGGCGUAACCACAGCCAAUGGCUCUGGGGCGGGGGCGUGCUCCUGACCCCGGCUGCUUCCACGACCCGGCUCCGGGGCUAUGGCCGGGAGUGGGCGGCUGGCGCUGUGGACCGUUCCCGGGCAGAGCUGGGUGCGGGGCUCGGGGCCGGCCGUGCUAAGCCGCCUACGGGACGCGGCCGUGGUACGGCCCGGCUUCCUGAGCGCGGCCGAGGAGGAGACACUGAGCGGCGAGCUGGAACCCGAGCUGCGCCGCCGUCGAUACGAAUACGAUCACUGGGACGCGGCCAUCCACGGCUUCCGAGAGACAGAGAAGUCACGCUGGUCAGAGGCAAGCCGGUCCAUCCUGCAGCGUGUGCAGGCAGCCGCCUUUGGCCCCGGCCAGACCCUGCUCUCCUCGGUGCACGUGCUGGACCUGGAACCUCGGGGCUACAUCAAGCCACACGUGGACAGCAUCAAGUUCUGUGGCUCCACGAUCGCUGGCCUGUCCCUGCUGUCUCCCAGCGUCAUGCGGCUGGUGCACACCCAGGAGCCAGGGGAGUGGCUGGAACUCUUGCUGGAGCCGGGCUCCCUCUACAUCCUUAGGGGUUCGGCCCGUUAUGACUUCUCCCACGAGAUCCUUCGGGAUGAAGAGUCCUUUUUUGGGGAGCGUCGGGUUCCCCGGGGCCGACGCAUCUCCGUGAUCUGCCGCUCCCUCCCUGAGGGGAUAGGGCCUGGGGAGCCCGGGCAGGUGCCCCCACCCUGCUGACCCCGGGACCCUCCCCCCCAGCUGCUCAAGACACCGUGUUUGUGAAUAAAGUUGUUGGAGAGUGGACAA